Messenger RNA from Carlito syrichta (Philippine tarsier), 3419 nucleotides. Its product is annotated as protocadherin beta-3-like. The record is from RefSeq and is a predicted model, not a curated record. Lineage: Eukaryota; Metazoa; Chordata; Mammalia; Primates; Tarsiidae. Gene Ontology annotation, cellular component: plasma membrane. Gene Ontology annotation, biological process: homophilic cell-cell adhesion. The transcript has 3 exons. The annotation marks the transcript as partial. Gene Ontology annotation, molecular function: calcium ion binding.
AGAUACUCAGCUUAAAAAGCGAGCAGGAAGAGAAGGCUUUCUAAGGCGAUCGCUCCAGGAAAUCGGGGCCUCUGGGAUUGUCCUUUUAUUCCUGUGAGACACUGGGAGAUUAGGUCAGCAACAACAUGAGCCUGAGCAGGAGCAGGUUUGCUGGGAGACCGGAGGAGAUGGAGACCAGAGAGCAGCAAAAGGAGCGCGUUCUGAAACAAAGGCAAGUCCUGAUUCUCUUUGUUUUGCUGUGCAUAGCUCAGGCUGGUUCCGAGCCUAGGCACUAUUCAGUGGCCGAGGAAACGGAGAGUGGCUUCUUUGUGGCUAACUUGUUAAAAGACAUUGGGUUGGAAGUAGGAGAACUAGCUGCCAGGGGAGCCCGGGUCGUUUCUAAAGAAAAAAAAUUACGUUUGCAUUUAGACAGGCAGACCGGGGAUUUGUUGUUAAAUGAGAAACUGGACCGGGAGGAGCUGUGCGGCCCCACCGAGCCCUGUGUGCUACCUUUCCAGGUGUUACUGGAAAAUCCCUUGCAGUUUUUUCAGGCCAAGCUACAGGUUAGAGACAUAAAUGAUCAUUCCCCGGUUUUUCUAGACAAGGAAAUGACUUUGAAAAUUCCAGAAAGUGUCACUCCUGGAAGUACUUUUCUACUAGAACGUGCGCAGGAUUUAGAUGUAGGAACCAACAGUCUCCAAAAUUACACAAUUAGCCCCAGUUUCCACUUCCAUCUCAAAUUACAAGGCAGUCCUGAUGGCGUAUUACCACAGCUGGUGCUCGACAAAGCGCUGGAUCGCGAGGAGCAUCCUGAGGUAAGGUUCACCCUCACAGCGCUGGACGGCGGGACUCCACCCAGGUCCGGCACUGCUCUGGUACGCAUUGAAGUCGUGGACGUCAACGACAACGCCCCAGAGUUUGCAAAGCUGCUCUAUGAGGUGCAAGUCCCAGAGAAUAGCCCUGUGGGUUCCCAGGUUGUCACUGUUUCUGCUAGGGAUUUGGACAUUGGAGCCUAUGGAGAAAUAUCUUACGCAUUUUCCCAAGCCUCUGAAGACAUUCGAAAAACAUUUCAAAUAAAUGCAAAAUCGGGAGAACUUCUUUUAACACAGAAACUAGAUUUCGAAUCGGUUCAGACUUUUACAGUGAAUAUUCAGGCGACAGAUGGUGGGGGCCUUACUGGAAGUUGUGUGGUGUUUAUCCAAGUGAUGGAUGUGAAUGACAACCCUCCAGAACUGACCAUGUCCACACUUAUCAAUCAGAUUCCAGAAAACUUGCAGGAGACCGUCAUUGCUGUAUUCAGUGUUUCAGAUUCUGACUCAGGAGACAACGGAAAGAUGGUUUGCUCCAUCCAAGAUGGUCUUCCUUUCUUCCUGAAACCCUCUGUUGAGAACUUUUACAGUCUAGUGACCAGCACAGCCCUGGACCGGGAGAUCAGAUCAGAGUACAACAUCACCAUCACGGUCACCGACCUGGGGACUCCCCCGCUGAAGACCCAGCACCACGUCACCGUGCGGGUCUCCGACGUCAACGACAACGCCCCCGCCUUCACCCGGGCCGUCUACACCCUGCUGGUCCGCGAGAACAACCGCCCCGCCCUGCACAUCGAGUUUGAAACUGCAAGUGAACGCAUGGUGGCGCUGUUGACUAAGAAGGCGAAUAAAACCCCAUGCUUUGUGCGUACUAUGACGUACCGAUCCAGUGUGGUUGUCGGGCAAAAGGCUGUGUUUUCCAGCGUUGUUUCUGGUUCAGCCUGGCGACAUUCCCUGGAUAUGGCAGAAAAUGCAAUGGAGACCGGAGGGAAGCACUUUCUCAGACAAAGGCAAGUCCUUCUUCUCUUUGUUUUUCUGGGUGGGUCUCUGGCCGGGUCUGAGUCAAGACGCUAUUCUGUGGCUGAGGAAAAAGACAGAGGCUUUUUAGUAGCCAACCUGGCAAAGGAUCUGGGGCUGAGGGUAGAGGAACUGGCAGCGAGGAGGAUCCAAGUUGUGUCCAAAGGAAAUAAGCAGCAUUUUCAAUUCAAUCAUCAGACUGGUAAUUUGCUUCUGAAUGAGAGAUUGGACCGGGAGGAGCUAUGCGGCCCCACAGAGCCAUGUAUACUGCAUUUUCAGAUAUUACUGCAAAACCCUUUGCAGUUUGUUACAAAUGAGCUCCUGAUUAUAGAUAUAAAUGAUCACUCUCCGGUGUUCUUUGAAAAUGAAAUGCAGCUGCAAAUCCUAGAAAGCACUCCGCCAGGAGCAGUAAUUCCUUUGGGAAAUGCUGAGGACUUGGAUGUGGGAAGAAACAGUCUCCAAAACUACACGGUUGCCCCGAAUAUCCACUUCCAUGUACUCACACGCAGUCGCAGGGACGGAAAGAAGUACCCAGAACUCGUGCUGGACAAAGCGCUGGAUCGAGAGGAGCAGCCGGGGCUCAGGUUAACGCUCACCGCACUGGAUGGCGGCUCUCCGCCGCGCUCUGGGACCGCCCAGGUCAACAUCCUCGUCUUAGAUAUAAACGACAACGCCCCAGAGUUUGCUCAGUCGCUCUACGAGGUGCAUAUUCUAGAAAACAGCUCCGUUAACUCUGUCAUUGUCACGGUCUCAGCUUCUGAUUUAGAUACAGGGAAUUUUGGGACAGUAUCGUAUGCAUUUUCCCAUGCUUCUGAAGAAAUUCGCAAAACUUUCCAACUAAAUCCAAUCACUGGUGAUAUGCAACUAGCCAAAUGUUUGGAUUUUGAAACGAUUGAUACUUAUGAAGUGGACAUCGAGGCCAAGGAUGGCGGAGGCCUUUCGGGAAAAUCUACAGUCAUAGUUAAAGUGGUUGAUGUAAACGACAACCCUCCAGAGCUGACCUUGUCCUCAGUAAACAGCCCCAUCCCUGAGAACUCGGUAGAGACUGUGGUGGCUGUUUUCAGUGUUUCUGAUAUGGACUCUGGAGACAAUGGAAGAGUGAUGUGUUCCAUCGACAACAAUCUUCCCUUCACCCUGAAACCAUCUGUAGAGAAUUUUUACACCCUAGUGUCAGAAGCCGCGCUAGACAGAGAGAGCAGAGCCGAGUACAACGUCACCAUCACCGCCACCGACCUGGGGACUCCCCCGCUGAAGACCCAGCACCACGUCACCGUGCGGGUCUCCGACGUCAACGACAACGCCCCCGCCUUCACCCAGGCCGUCUACACCCUGCUGGUCCGCGAGAACAACCGCCCCGCCCUGCACAUCGGCAGCGUCAGCGCCACCGACGCGGACGCGGGCGCCAACGCCCAGGUCACCUACUCGCUGCUGCCGCCCCCCGACCCGCGGCUGGCGCCGGCCGCCCUGGUGUCCGUGAACGCCGACAGCGGCCAGCUGUUCGCGCUGCGCUCGCUGGACUACGAGGCCCUGCGCGCCUUCGAGCUCCGCGUGGGCGCCGCCGACCGCGGCUCGCCGGCGCUGAGCAGCCAGGCGCUGGUGCGCGUGCAGGUGCUG